Molecule: messenger RNA, 561 nt
Organism: Caenorhabditis remanei
Lineage: Eukaryota; Metazoa; Nematoda; Chromadorea; Rhabditida; Rhabditidae
Exons: 4
Coding region: 1-561 (186 amino acids)
Source: RefSeq, a predicted model, not a curated record
AUGCUUCUCCUUCUUCUCCCUUUCUUCGUAGGUUUUGUGGAGACUGCGAAGAAGACGACGACUGUCGAUGUACGACAAUUCAAUUUGGACGAGGUCGGUGGAUAUCGAACUGAUCAGGUCACUCUUGAACCCGCUCCAAAACCUCCAUUCCUUAUCAAUGCCACAUCAGAAGCUAUCGAACAGUUCAUGGCAAUUUAUAGGACUCCAGGGAUUGCACAAGUUAGGAAGAUGACAGAAUUGGAUGUUCUGGUGGGAACCCUUCGUACAGAAGUCCAACAAUCUUAUAAUGCAUACAAGGCAGAGUCAAUUCUUCUGAAAUUGGCACAAGAUGAGAGGUUACAGGAGAUUGCAGAGAAGACCCACUACACAAUAGUCCAUCUCCAAGCGAUGAAGAAUACAAAAAUGGGAACAAACGAACGAAAAGCGAGAACUGAGAUGAUGUUCUCAGAGUUCAGUGAUUUCGUUGUGUCUGCCGUCAGCGAUGAGAUGAGUAAUAUUCUGGAUUUGGUGAUGAGACAGAUGUUGAGAGCCAUUCUGUUUACAGAGAAGCUUACUGUAUAA